Lampris incognitus (smalleye Pacific opah) is the source of this 973-nucleotide messenger RNA. Its product is annotated as endoplasmic reticulum resident protein 27. The transcript has 7 exons. The record is from RefSeq and is a predicted model, not a curated record. NCBI's taxonomy places the organism in Eukaryota, Metazoa, Chordata, Actinopteri, Lampriformes, Lampridae. The coding region runs from base 141 to 902 and encodes 253 amino acids. Gene Ontology annotation, cellular component: endoplasmic reticulum. Gene Ontology annotation, biological process: protein folding; response to endoplasmic reticulum stress.
GGACACAGAUUAAAGGGGGUUUUGCACAAUUCCUCCUACAGGGUUGUGGCAUAACAAAAAUAAAACCCGAGGUUUUUGGAGUAUUUCUUGGCUAAUCUUGGUUUUACCCGCUAAACUCCCAGUUAAUACCUCCCGGGAAUAUGCUGCUCUCUGUGCUGUUGUCUCUGCUGGUCUCCUCAGCCUUCGCCAAAGAGAAAGACAGCGCCCUCCCCAGGCUGACCGAUAGCAAAGCUGCUGAUACCUUCGUCGACUCUGCUGAGGUGGUGGUCAUCGGCUUCUUUGAGGGAGAGGAGAGUCAUGGCUAUAAGGAGUUUGUGGCAGCUGCUCAGCGGGUAGACACGGUCCCUGCAGCUAUCUGCACUGAGAAAGAAGUGUGGGCUCACCUGAGCAUCACCUCGGACACCAUCACCAUUUUCAGAAAGGCAGAUAACCGCCAGGAGAAACUUGUUCUCUCAGAGGCCAAGAAGGUGGAGACUGACGGCCUUGUAAACUUCCUCUUCAUCAAUGAGCUGCGCUACAUCACAGAAUACAACCAAGUGACAGCAGUGGGCCUGUUCAGCUCAGAGGUGAAGACCCACCUCCUGCUCUUCGUCAACGGAGGAAACAAAGACAAUAAUGAACUGAAGGAUCGACUGGCGGCUCUCGCCCCCGAGUUCACCGGCAAGUUCCUGUUUGUGUGGAUAAAUGGAGCCCAGAAGUCCAACGCCCGCUCGCUGGGCUACUUCGGCAUCAAGCCACAUGACCUCCCCCGCAUCGGCAUAUAUGACGGCAACUCUGACAUGAAGUGGCUCCUACCCGAGGGAGAGAUCUCCACCGAGCGAGUGCGGGAAUUCUGCCAGUCCUUUCUACGAGGGGAUCUGAAGGAGGUGAAGGAGGCAGGCAAAGCCAGAACAGAGCUCUAGUGAGAGUAGUAAAUCCGACAACAUGAACCGAUGUGUAUCAAAUCAAUAAAUGGGGGAAGAAAAAUUAGAAA